GCUUCGGUGUAGGUAAAAAUUUGUGAGCUCCAAGAACACUUCUUCAUCAUCAAGACCUCUGAUCAUGCCGAGAGUGAAGAAAUCGAAAGCGAAGAAGGCGGAGUUGGCCGCUAAGGCCUCGAAAGAUGGGGCUCAAGUGUCAGCAGCGACCAAGCCGGCGACCGUGGAGGAGAACGGGAAGGGCGAGAGUAACGGCAAGCGGAAAAGGCUGGAGCUGUCUGAUGACGACGAGAGCGAGGACGACGGAGAGAUCAAGCUGAAGGUUAAUGCGGAGUACAAAAAGAGAUUCGAGCAUAAUAAGGAGCGUGAAGAACUUCAUCGAUUGAAAGAAAGAGCCAAGCGAGGAGAACUUGAUUCAUCAGACUCGGAUGCUGAAUCGUCUUCCUCUGAAGAGGAAGAUGAGAACGCAGAGCUUCUAACAGACGAGGUCGACAUGAAGAUCCAGCAAGUCGUCCAGGCCUUGCGAUCUAAUGAUCCGUCAGUGGUCAAGAACCCUGAUGUGCGAUUCUUCGACGACGAGAGUUUUGAACGAACAAAGAAGGACAAACCGGUUUACCUGCGCGAUUAUCAUCGUAUGAACUUGCUAGGACAGUUGGACGAAGGCGCUACCGCCGACGGCGAGGAGGAGCAGGAUGAGAGCAAGCUUCCGUACUCUGUCAAACUUGCCCGUGACCGCGCUCAGCUCGUGCGCGAGAUGCACGAGUCUGCUGAGAACGAUGGAGACAACGGCAACAACAGCGACGAUGAGGGUGAGGACGAUUUCCUAAUGAAGCCAGUCGAGAAGGAGCGCAAGAUCGAGCCGAUCGAAUUGCCUGAUCCAGCCGAAGACCCCGAGCGUUUCCUCGACACAUUCAUGAAUUCAAAAGCCUGGCUCGAAUCAGCUCCUAUCCGCCGAAAGAAGAAGCCCUCUGUAGCGAAGGACAAGCUCGACGACCAGGCGGCUGUCAGCGAAGAAGACGAUAGCGACUUCGAUGAUCGCGCGGAAGAGUUUGAGACAAAAUAUAACUUCAGAUUUGAAGCCGGCGAGGAAGCAGGUCAGGUUGUUUCGUACGGUCGUGACGUUGUGGCUGCGCACUCGAUCCGCCGCGAGGACGAGACCGCAAGACAGCGGGCGCGUCGAUUGAAGAAGGAGGCGAAGGAGCAGGCGAAGAAAGAGCGCGAGGCCGACAGACACCGGUAUAAGCAGCUGAAGGUCAAAGAGGUUAUGGAAAAGAUUGCGAAGAUUAAGCAGGUCGCUGGCUUGGAUGAGGACGAGGAUCUGCCGAUCGGUGAAGAGGAUCUGGAAGCAGACUUUGACGAGAAUGACUGGGACGAGCGGAUGAAGAAGGCGUUUGGCGACAACUUUUACGGCAAGAAGGAUACUAAGCCUGUCUGGAAUGAUGAUAUCGAUAUCACAGACAUUGUUCCAGACUACAAGAGUGACAGUGAGGCUGAACUGGACGAAGGCGGAGAAGUGGAAGAUGAGAAGGAGGAGGUAGAGGAAGAGGAGAAGGAGGAGGAGACUCCGAAGCUCUCCAAACGGCAACAGAAGAAGCUUGAACAGAAGGCCAAGGAGCAAGCCAAGGAAGAAGCUAAGAAGCUCAAGUCCAAGGUCGAGGAAUUCGUCGACACCCAAAUCUUGCCCUUUGCCGACGACGACGAAAUAGCACAGACCACCGGCAAGAAAGACAAGAAGAAAGACAAACCCGAACCAAAGAAGUCUGACGAGCCUGAGUUCAAAUUCAGAUACCGUGAGGUCUCGCCCGAGUCGUUCAACCUCGAGCCCGCAGAUAUCCUCCUCGCAGACGAUAAGGCGCUCAACGAGUUCAUUGGACUCAAGAAACUUGCGCCGUAUCGCGAGCCGGAGAAGAAGGCGCAGGACCACAAGCGGUUUGCGAAGAAGAAGCGUCUACGACAGUGGCGCAAGGAGGUUUUUGGAGAUGCAGCGGCCCCGAAGUGGGAAGAACGUGCACCUUUGAUCUUUGGUGAUGCAAACGGGGCUUCGGAAAAAAAGAAGAAGCAUCACAAAAAGCACAAGAAGCAGGCAAAAAAGUAGAUGAAAAG
Molecule: messenger RNA, 2043 nt
Organism: Myxozyma melibiosi
Lineage: Eukaryota; Fungi; Ascomycota; Lipomycetes; Lipomycetales; Lipomycetaceae
Product: KRI1-like family C-terminal-domain-containing protein
Exons: 2
Coding region: 65-2035 (656 amino acids)
Biological process (GO): endonucleolytic cleavage in ITS1 to separate SSU-rRNA from 5.8S rRNA and LSU-rRNA from tricistronic rRNA transcript (SSU-rRNA, 5.8S rRNA, LSU-rRNA)
Cellular component (GO): 90S preribosome; nucleolus
Source: RefSeq, a predicted model, not a curated record